This is a messenger RNA of Ectocarpus siliculosus, 3051 nucleotides long. The record is from the annotation of a GenBank genome assembly. NCBI's taxonomy places the organism in Eukaryota, Phaeophyceae, Ectocarpales, Ectocarpaceae.
AUGGAGGAGCGGGUGCUGCCGCCGGAGAUCCGCCUCAAGAUUGUCUUCGCCCAGGCGAACGCGGUCGAGGAAGAGGAAGAGCGGCUCGAGGCGGAUGUGAAGCGUCUGGAUGGACUGGUGCGAACGUUGGCUCUCUACGGUAUCCUGGAACGCGACAGCAUGGACAGCACCACGUCGGACAAGCUAACCCCAGACCGCGAGCGGGAGCUCGGGAAGAUGCUGGUGGCCGCGGUUCAGCUGGAGCUGUUUCGGAUGCUGGACGAUAUCUGCGAGGCGGGCGAUGUGGAGAACGAGCUGUUCGACGACCUUUGCGCUGACACUAUCCAGGACGGGCGCCGCUCGGGGUUCAUCUUCAUGACGGUGGAGCUGCUGCUGUCGCCGGGUUCCGGGUACAAGCGGCUGCUUCAGCUGCGGAAGGACCAGAUUUUGGAAGAGAUCGCCGACGUGGCGGGGCUACGGGCUUUGGGAGGACACGAUUGCCAGCGAUCCUCGUCCGAGUCAUCGGCACGAGGGAGCCCGUCACACGGACUGCGUAAACGGGUGGCGGCGAUGGACAGCGACUGCGGCUCGCCCGGCUCGGCAGCGGGAGGGCCUGGUUUGCAGAUAGCCGGCGGCAAUCGCAGCGCUUCCGCCAACCUUGACGAGAAAAGCCCUUCCCCGAGCAGCCCGAGACCGGACUCGUCUCGAUCGCCGUCGCCCGAGAACGGCCAUCGCCGCACCCAGACGCAGCGAGUGCGCGACCUGCUGAGCAGCAUCGACGGCCUCGUGCAGGAGUCGGAGGAGGCCCUCACCGGCAUGCCCUCGUUAGCCCCGAACGGCGCCAAUGAGAACGGCGCGGCGGCGGCGGCGGCGGCGGCGGGGAGGGGCAGCGCUCCUUCCCGCAGCGUCCGAGGGUUCAAGCGCCAGAGCACCGGUGCCGUGGACUCGCGAAGCGGCCCGUCGUCGCGGCUGAGCCUGCGCACGCCCCCGCCCCUAGACGGGGAAGGGGACGGGAGUUCCCACUCUGACAGGGCGUUUUUCCCGAACGAGCGCGACUGGCGCGGCAGUCGGUUUGGGUCGGCGACGACGCCUCCGCCGGAGCUGGCCGCCGCCCGCAGAGCGUCCGUGGUGCCUGCUGCUCCGGGCGCGGAGGAGGAAGACGACCCGGCCUCGGCCGACAUGCUUCUCGCGGAGGUGGACUGGCUCAUCGCGGGGACGAACGCUGCCCUCGGCGUCGGGAACACGAAACACACCCUCGAGGAGACCCCCGACAAGCGCGGGGCCUCUCCAAAGACGGGAGGUGUCUCCGAGCCGCCGGAGGCGACGCUGUCGGGGGGGGAAGGGGGGGAGGGCGUGGGUGGAGACCUCAUCGGCAUCGACGGCCUUGAGAUCACCCCGGACAAACGGGAGCUGUCUCCCAAGAGGCACGACGCCCCUGAGUCGGCGGAUGCGACACGUGUGGCGGGGGAGGCGCGGAUGGAGGAGGAGGGAGACGCCAGCCUGCCCGACGAAGAGACGAGCCCCGCUGCGCUCGGAGUCGUGCAGAAGGCGCUAGGGGAGGGCGGCAUCGAUGCCGAAGACUCCGCCGAUGAGCAGCGGGCGGGGUCGCCGUUGCCGUCCUCCGAAGCGGUGCUGACCUCCUCUCCGUCGCCGGAGGCUAGGGUGAGUGGCUCGUCGCCAGACUCGGCGGAGAAGACGGCGUUGAUAUCGUUGCCGCCUACCGAAGAAGGGAGUCUCGAAGGCGGCGACGAUGGUGCAGGCGUGGUGCCGGACCCGGAUGACGGUGCGGGUGUGCCACCUUCGGAAGAGGAGCCUGCCGUUGGCGCAGGGGGCUCUGUUGAGGGCGGAGGGGACCAAGGGGAACAGGCUGCCGAUGAUGUGACAGCUAAGUCUAGUAGUGAUGGAGAGCCUGCUGCGGACGGCGCCCCGGGGGAUGUGUCUGACCAUGUGAGGACGGGGCAGGAAGAGGAGGAGGAGGAGGAGAAGAGCGAGAAGCCCGCCCUUGACGUAGUCGUGGAGCCUAGCGUCGCGAGCGGCGUUCGGCAGGAGGGGGAGCAAGACGGCGGCGUUGUGUUGGGAGCGGUCAUGGAGCGGGGGAGUCUAGACCCGAGCCAGGAAGAAGUGAGCGAUAUCGGGCGGGGUGAGCCUGCUGUGCCGGAAGCCGACGAGGAAGGAGCUAUGCCGUCAGAGGCAGCUGGAGUUCGUCAGCAGGGCGGCGCAACCGUUACCCUUUCGUCCACGAGCGCAGCCGGGACCUCGAGCGGUUCCGGCGCAGACGACUCCACGGGUGGUUUGAAAGAACCUACCGCUGAAACGGAAUUUUCUAGGGAGAUGGGGAGAGGUAGUGCAGGGGGUGGUCCGUCACCGCUUGUGGUCGAAGCCGAGGCCGAGGUAGAGGCAGUGUCUGCGGGGGUGGGUACGUCCGUCGUAAUUUCCGACCACGGUCCGGAGAACGGCAUUGAGAACGGCGUUCAGAACGGUCUCCAGAAGGGUCCUCUAGGGAGCAGCACCAGCGAGCAGGGGGGGGGUGGCAGCGUUGUGGUCGCGAACGGGCCUGGUGCGGAGGAGGAGGCGCAGGUUCCGGUUUUCGAGGAGAUCGAGCUGUAGUUUGCUCUCGUCGGUGUCAACAGCAGUAGUAGCGCGCUUGUUGUCGUUUUGUUGUUGUUUUUUGCGCGAGAUCGUCGUGGUGGAGUGGUGGUUGGUUUGGUGUGUAUUUUGUGUAGCCCAACACUGCCAAGUUUCCCCACCGUUCGGUUGCAAUUUCACUGCUGACCAUUUUGGUCCUGUUACUCUUAGUGUAAGGUGAGAUCUGGGUUGAUUACGUGCGCAACGGGGAACACCAUUGUUUGUCGACCGUACACGUUUGUUGGCUGUACCACGAUGCUCAGGAGUAAACAUAGUUCCUAUUAUUCUUCGUUCGGGGGCGGAUUUUUCGUUCUGGACUGUUAUCACGGUGUUUACAUUAGCUGGCUUUUGUUCGGGGGUGGCCUUUUCGUUCUAGAUACAAGGGUGUGUCGAUGAUGUCCAGUCCCUGCGACUGCCUCCCAAGAAGACGAUGAUUAGUAGACAAGG